GGGAAGCUGAGCGCGCGCCGCUGCGUCCAGAUCAUCAUCAUGAUGAUGUAAUAAGCGCACGCUCCGCUGAUUCUAGUGCACACUCGAGUCCUCACGCUCGCGACCCGGCUGUAGUGAUGUCAUCAUCAAUACCGUGAAUUUAUCGUUCUUGGGGAUUUUCACCCAGCCUCCGUGCAGCUCCGCGCGGCCUCCAUGAGGACAAACACCGGGACUGCGGCGCUGAUGGCUGUGGCGGUCGGGACUGCAUCAAGCUCCCUUCAGCACCACAACCGCGACCCCUGCGCUCAGACAACCGGCAAAACCGAAAGACCCGCGAGCGCGCGCUUCAGUACAGCAACAUUCAAUAUGGAUUAUCCAUCAUCUUAACUUGAAUUAAUACCCCUGGUGUGGUUGACAGCCAGUCGGGAUCAUCACCGAUCAUCCGCGCCUUUUCAGGACUUUAGUGUGUAUUCUUGAUAACCGGUGUUAAAUCGGUCUUAUUCGGUGCCUGUGCGCUCUUCCCCUCGCGCUUACCGGAGACUGACUCCCGGAGGCCACAAGUGCCUGUUUUCUCCCGCUGGAUUCACCGUGGAGGGAAACUGAUGCCCUGUUGCCUUUCCUCGCCCGUGUCUACCUCUGCAGCCGCUGUUUCUCUUUCGGUAACGCGACUAGGCCCGCGAGCCCCCCUGAACAUCUCACAGAAUGAUUAUUUGAUGGAUAAAAUGACAAAAGCGGAUCGUUCAAAUAGCGUUUCAGCCUUUCGAAUGUUGCUGUAGCGACUUUGCUGAGUGUUUAACCUCUUUUUGGGGGACACCCGGGUGCGCGAGCUGGGCAGCUGUCUGGAGAGCAAUAAACUCCCGUUAUUUUGGAGGCUUUGCGCGCGCUUCUCUCAGGAUGGCAAAUGAACCCGUUAUCCUUAAUGUGUAUGACAUGUACUGGAUUAAUGAAUACACCUCCACUCUGGGUAUUGGAGUCUUCCACUCAGGAAUAGAGAUCUACGGCAGAGAGUUUGCAUAUGGUGGCCAUCCAUAUCCCUUCAGUGGUAUUUUUGAAAUCAACCCUGGAAAUGCCUCAGAACUGGGGGAAACGUUCAAAUUCAAAGAGGCUAUAGCUCUGGGCACAACAGACUUUGCAGAGGAGGACAUUGAUAAAAUAAUGGAGGAGCUUGGAAAGGAGUUCAAGGGGAACGCCUACCACCUGAUGCACAAAAACUGCAACCAUUUUUCUUCCUCACUCUCUGAGUUGCUGUGUGGAAGAGAAAUACCACGCUGGGUGAAUCGCUUGGCAUAUUUCAGCUCCUGUAUUCCAUUUCUGCAGAGUUGUUUGCCUAAAGAGUGGCUCACGCCUGCUGCGCUCCAGAGCCACAUCAGCAUGGGCCUGCGGAAGGAGAACACACACUCACACACACAUGAAUCCAGCGAUGAGGAGCCUUCGUCUGCUGCCGAGGCAGCGUCUGGAACAUCACACAGCUGCAGACACACCCGUGUGUGAUCUAUAUAUAUACACACAUACAGUAUUAAACUAAUCUGAACAUACACACAAACACUCUCCAACCUCUGAUCCUGCUGCUACAGCGCCUCCUGCUGGACUGGAUGAACACCAGACCUCAUGGACUCGCUGAUAGAGGAAAUCAAAGUCAUGUUUUUCAGUAGAGCCUACAGGGAUUUGAAACCCUUGCAGUGGUACUCUUAUCGUUUUAGAAUUUUGAAUUUUACUAAACAUUUUAGGGAAAUUAAAACAGUGUUUGCCAGUUAGUGUUAAACGUGCACAGGACACUAUGAAUGAUGGACUGCCCUCUGCUGGGUGUGUUACAGCACUACCGGGCCCUUCCUUAAAAACAUUCAUUUCUGUCUACAGAUUUAGCUCAGUUUGCUGUUUAUUUGUUUCUAUUUUGUGAUGGAUGAAGACUGCAGAGGAACUUGCAUUCCUUACCUUCGUUUUUUUUCCUCCUCAGUGACUUUAGUAAUAUAAAUCUGCGUUAAUUUAAUUAUACGAUGUCAAUCUAAUGUCAUCUUGGUUUACAUUCAUUUAAAGAAUUCUCCUUUGCUAUUUUUUAUAAUUUAGCUCCAGGUUUUUGAUUAAUUUACUUUGAAAAGGGCCAACGACACCACUGACAGCAGCUGGAAAUUGCAGCCUUAUAACUGUAAGCCAUUGAUAUGCUGGAGUCAGCUGAAACAAAAGAGCGCUGUUGUCCUGUCGUUGAGGACACAAAGGGGGCAUUUGUGAGGCUGAUGUUGAGGGGGUGGGUGGGUAAGUGUGGGUGUGGUCUGCACAUCAGUUCUGGUAUCAGUACUGUCUUGCUGUGUUGUGAUUGAAUGCAACAGCUGAGUGGUUAAGAAGAGAGAGGGAAUGUGUGUUGCAGAGGUGUUAAUGGCCACUCUUGGCUUUCGGUAUUGUGCUAUCUGCCUUUUAAACGUUCAGGCUGAAAAAUAGUCCAGUAAUCACACAUCGCUACAUUUGCACAGGCAUAUUCCCUAGUUUUAUGUCUGGAACGGUCGACGUCAAUUUCCAAAAACCAAAGCCAGUUUGAAAGAAAAAGUUCAAUGAAAAAAAGCUUCAGAUUAUGAUUCCAUCCAGGUUGAGGAUAUCAAAACACCCUGGUUUAAAGACACACGUUUCUGUGUGUGUGUUCAGUCUGGUAGUACAUGUACUCCUUAAUGUAGGCUAUGAUACCCAGAUUUUCUCUGUAACAAAGUUGGCAAGUGUAUGAUGCCUAGUGUUUUAAAUCUGUUCAGUAGUGAAUUGUUUUCAACUGAAGGCCACAACUAAAGGUCUUUUCAGGCUUUAGACCUUAGUUAAGGUGGACAUAAGAUCUAAUUUUUCACGAAUGAGAACUGUAACAAUUGUCAGUUCGUUCAAUUGGUCGGUAAUAUGGCAAUUUUAAAACUUUUACCAGAAAUUGUGGAAGGAAAUUUUGUCAGCUAAAAAGGUCAAAAGCAUAUUACAAUCUUUAUUCGUGAAAUAUUAAAAAUGUUGUACCCUGACUAUUGUAAAAAUAAGAGUAAAUGAUACACCUUUCAGUAUUAUUUUGAUGCUUCUGUGCCAUUUUGCUUCUCUAUUUGCAAAUCUCCUCUAGAUGCCCAUAUUCCCCUCUGUCUCUCAGGAUGGCGUGGCAUUGUAGGUGGCAACAUGGGUGUCAAAUCUGUGGGGUGUUUUUGGAGACUUAUUUAUAAAACUGAAUUUUAUAUUUGGAAUAUGAUUCUAUUUACUGUUGUUUUGUCAAAGAUCUUAUCAACCGGUAGAGCCUGAUUCUUAUUGUUAUUUUUCUUAUUCUUAUCGUUAUUUUUGUUUUAUUUAGUCCACAACUGUGAUAUUUUACUAGUUCAGCAAGACCCAUUUUGUAGGCUUUCCCCACUGAUGCCAUUUCUAGCCUCGAUUAGUACUUCUUGUUUUGAUGUGAUGAAUGAUUUCAGAUAUUUACAGAUGAAUAGAGA
This is a messenger RNA of Danio aesculapii, 3413 nucleotides long. Its product is annotated as deubiquitinase DESI2. The transcript is spliced from 5 exons. Bases 874 to 1470 code for a protein of 198 amino acids. The record is from RefSeq and is a predicted model, not a curated record. NCBI's taxonomy places the organism in Eukaryota, Metazoa, Chordata, Actinopteri, Cypriniformes, Danionidae. Gene Ontology annotation, biological process: protein deubiquitination. Gene Ontology annotation, molecular function: deubiquitinase activity.